This is a messenger RNA of Spodoptera exigua (beet armyworm), 1038 nucleotides long. The record is from the annotation of a GenBank genome assembly. Lineage: Eukaryota; Metazoa; Arthropoda; Insecta; Lepidoptera; Noctuidae.
AUGGAGACCACCACGACUUCGUAUACUCGCAGCAAAACCACAAACUUCUUCUAUAAGAUCAACUUUAUAAUCUACACGUUUGGUCUACCAAACUUUUGGAUAGAAGACCUGAAAUUAACAAAAAAAUUCGUCAAAUUCUACGACAAGUUUUCAAUGUUUAACAACACAUUAAUAUUUUUGUUGAUUAUUUUCGAAUUAUGUUCGUAUUUCACGCAGACUGGGUUGACGGAGAAGCAGCAGUCGAACCGGCUUAUUUACGCCAUAUCCCACCCAAUGCUGUUCAUGUUCCGCGUGAUGAUGACCAGCAUCAAGGAGAGAGUAAGGCUGGUGAUGUACAGCCUCACCGUGGGCCUGAAGAGAGUGCACAACGACCCUGAAGUAGAGAAGCAGAUGAUUGCGUGCACUGUCAUGUACUUGUCCGCUUUGUUACUAAGCUGUUUAAUGUCGAUGAUCAUGUACGCUGCUGAAGGCUUCUGGGAAGUCGUACGAAAUGGUAACACAUUUACUACUAUUAUCACCGCGUAUCCAGCCGUCGAGGACGACUCUGACAUGGCCAACUUGGUUAGGGCCAUUUGCUUCAUAAUCUGGUGGAUGUUCCUGACCAGGAUCUUCGCAGUCUAUAUUCUGGUCAUCUCCCUAACUACCUGCCUUAGUUACCAAUACAAAAAUCUUCAGAGUUACUUCCUCAGUCUUAAUGACAUCUUUGAGAGGAAUGAUCUCAGUCAGAUUGAGAAAGAAAAUCAGUAUGAGGCUGGGUUUAAAGUUGGAAUCAAGCUGCAUGCGGAUACAUUAAGUAGGUCGGCAAACGAGCAGGUUGAUUACCUGAUGAAUUCGGAACGCACCCUUGUGAACUUAUGCUCAGCGGGGUUUACUGCGACGGCUGUGCUUAUCAGCACUGGCUUCUACAUGUGGAACGCUGGAGAUGUUACUGUUGAAGCACCUGUUGUCCUAAAAGGCUUGGGAUACAUAGAUCUUUCGUAUCAGUCCUAUAUUAAAAUCGUGAAGUCGUCUUACUCCGUGUUUUCAGUGAUAUUCUAA